AUGGUCAAAAUUGCACUUGCUGGCGGCUCUGGCAACGUGGGGCGAGAAAUCCUCGACGCUUUGGUAGCGAGAGGCAAGCAUGAAAUCUUGAUUCUGUCCAGAAAGGAUGCCCCCAACACCGACUUUGGCCAGGGAGUGAAAUGGGUUCAAACCAGCUACGACGAUGUUACCCACUUGGUCCAAGUGCUGGAGGGAGUCCAUACUGUUCUCUCUUUCGUCGCUAAGCCUGCCGACCCGACAAACACCGCGCCGUGGAAUACGCAGAAAAAUUUGAUUGAUGCCUCCAUCAAAGCUGGCGUUAGACGAUUUGCCCCCAGCGAGUGGGGUUCCUCCAAAUUCGAGCACACCUUCUGGUACGGAUACAAAGAAGAAACUCGACAGUACCUUGCAAGCAUCAACAAAGACAAGAAGGUUCUCGAAUACUGUCUUUUCCAACCGGGCUUGUUCAUCAACUAUAUGACGUACCCGUACAGCUCCAGCAAAUAUGUCAAGCUGUUUGAGACACCCAUCAACUAUUAUCAGCGCCGCGCCCUGGUUGUCGACGGUGGCGAAGACGCCAUCAUUACCUUCACGACCGCGCAAGAUCUGGCCAAGGUAGUUGCGUUGGCCGUGGAGUAUGAGGGCGAGUGGCCCGUGGUCGGCGGAAUUCAAGGAGCCCAGGUAACCGUCGGGCAAUUGAUUGCACUGGGCGAGAAAAUCCGAGGCGGGCCGUUUGAUGUGACCAAGCUCAAGGCCGAUGAUCUUCAAGCCGGGGUGGUCAAGGCCCCUUGGCUUCCCAAGUUCGAGCACCCGUCGAUGCCCCCCGAAACAGUUGGUGCUAUUGCUCCGAGCCUGGUCUCCGGCAUGUUGCUGGGCUUUGUGGCUGGUAACAUGGUGUGCUCUGACGAGUGGAACCGUCUGCUGCCCGGAUUCAAGUUCACUCAGCCCGAGGAGUUUCUUACGGCCGCGUGGGCUGAGAUUGAUGCUGGAGCAAAGACUGUGUUCACGUCGUAUUAG
Colletotrichum orchidophilum is the source of this 996-nucleotide messenger RNA. RefSeq names its product NmrA-like family protein. The transcript is spliced from 6 exons. The record is from RefSeq and is a predicted model, not a curated record. NCBI's taxonomy places the organism in Eukaryota, Fungi, Ascomycota, Sordariomycetes, Glomerellales, Glomerellaceae. The coding region runs from base 1 to 996 and encodes 331 amino acids.